Molecule: messenger RNA, 6532 nt
Organism: Symphalangus syndactylus (siamang)
Lineage: Eukaryota; Metazoa; Chordata; Mammalia; Primates; Hylobatidae
Gene: EEF1AKMT3
Product: EEF1A lysine methyltransferase 3
Cellular component (GO): protein-containing complex; cytosol
Source: RefSeq, a predicted model, not a curated record
GAGUAUGCGCUCGGGGCUGGGGCGGGAGGGGCAGCUCCUCAUUCCACCUCCAGGAAGUCGAACUGGAGGAAGGAGGGCAAACUCAGGGAGGCGGGGCUCGUGCCACAGGGACACCACGACGGCUCGCGGCCCCCAGCCUCUACCCCGCUCCGGAUCCGGGAUCUGAGCGCCGGCCGCGGUGCCCGGCCACUCCCUUGGCGGGCGGGAUGGCAGACCCCGGCCCAGAUCCCGAAUCUGAAUCGGAAUCGGUGUUCCCGCGGGAGGUCGGGCUCUUUGCAGACUCUUACCCGGAGAAGAGCCAAUUCUGUUUCUGUGGGCAUGUGCUGACCAUCACCCAGAACUUUGGGUCCCGCCUCGGGGUGGCGGCGCGCGUGUGGGACGCGGCCCUGAGCCUGUGCAAUUAUUUCGAGAGUCAAAAUGUGGAUUUCCGAGGCAAGAAGGUGAUCGAACUGGGUGCGGGGACAGGCAUCGUGGGGAUCUUGGCAGCGCUGCAGGGAGCUUAUGGUCUAGUGAGGGAGACAGAGGACGAUGUCACAGAACAAGAACUCUGGCGAGGUAUGCGUGGAGCCUGUGGACAUGCUCUAUCCAUGUCUACCAUGACUCCCUAGGAGUCCAUCAAGGGAAGCUCUGUCAGAUGAGGAGGAGGUGAACAGUGUGAACACAGCAGCCUCAGAAACGGUGGAGGGUGCCGGCUGGGCUCGGUGGCUCAUGUCUAUAAUCCCAGCACUUUGGGAGGCCGAGGCAGGCGGAUUACCUGAGGUCAGGAGUUCGAGACCAGCCUGACCAACAUGGAGAAACCCCGCCUCUACUAAAAAUACAAAAUUAGCCGGGUGUGGUGGCACAUGCCUGUAAUCCCAGCUGCUUGGGAGGCUGAGACAGGAGAAUUGCUUGAACCCAGGAGGCGGAGGUUGCAGUGAGCCAAGAUUGUGCCGUUGCACUCCAGCAUGGGCAACAAGGGUGAAACUCCAUCUCAAAAAAAAAAAAAAAAAGAAAAGAAACAGUGGAGGGUGCCAACAGCAGUUUUUGCAUGAAGCAUGGGUGGAUGCAGGCAGUUAUGCUAAAAAGGGGAGAAAAGGCAUGCGGUAUGGAUGGGAACACCUAGCUUCACUUGCUUCCAGACUGGCUUCUCCUUUGCCUCCUAUUUAGCUGUCAAGUCAGAAAGCUAGAUGUCAUCUUGUCCCUCUCUCCCCUCACAUUCCAGCAAUCACCCAGUCCUAUGAGUUAAAUGUUCCUUUUUUUUUUUUUUUUUUUUUCCUUUUUGAGACAGAGUCUCACUCUGUCACCCAAGCUGCAAUGCAGUGGCAUGAUCUCGGCCCACCGCAACAUCCGCCUCCCGGGUUCAAGCGAUUCUCCUGCCUCAGCCUCCCGAGUAGCUGGGAUUACAGAUGUGUGCCACCAUGCCUCACUAAUUUUUGUAUUUUUAGUAGAGACAGAGUUUUGCCACGUUGGCCAGGCUGGUCAUGAACUCCUGGCCUCAAGUGAUCCGGCCAGGACUUCCAGUUGUCUGGGGAAGUAUUAUCUUUUCAUCAUCUCUAGUUCAGGCCACUGGCAUCUCUUGCCUGGAUUUUCACAAGAGCCUUCAAGCUUCUUCUGGGGAAAUGUGACAUACCCAACUAGAUCUUGUGACCUUCCCCCACCAAACAUAUUUCUCCAUCAGACUUCCCUAUCUCAGUGAAUCAAAUCACUGUGCACCCAGUGGGAAGCCUAGACAUCACCAUUGACACGACCCUCUUUCUCACCCACAUGUCCAUUAUUCAGUUUAUCUCCUAAAAAUCUCAAAUCUUCUCACGUUUUUCCAUCUCUACUGACAGCUCUCCAGUCCAAACCACCACAAUCACAUGCCUGGACUACUACAACAGCCACACUUGUCUUCCUGCUUUGACUCCUUGUCCUCACCUAGACCUCUGCCCUUCCACCCGGUGGUCAGAGUGAUCUUUUCAAAAUAAAACUGUAAUCGUGUAUUCCAGCCCCAAAUCUUUCAGUGGCUUCUUGUUGCUUUCAGGAUAGAACCAACACCUAUGGCAUGGCCUCCAAGGUCCUGCCUCCCUCUUUCUGUGCCUCUUUCUCUCUUGUUUUUCUAGGGCUGCCUAUUGCCUGUCCAUCAGUUCCUCAAACCUACUCUGAUGUUCCCCUCCUUGGGGACUUCACUCAGGCUUACUUUCUGUCUGAAACUUUUUACCAUCUGCUUAAUGCGUAUGCAUCCCUCCUUCCUCAGCUCAAAUGUUACUUCGAAGGGAAGGCCUCCUUGGCACUCCCACUCCUAGGCUAACUUAGACCCUCCCAGUACAUACACAACUGUGCUAACUGGGCUAAUUUUAACUUUGUUACCAUUGGCCUUAGGUGGGUCCUAAGUGCUUCCCAGCUAGCCUGGUACAUUCUCUUGUCCACUUUUUCUGCCACUCUACUGAACAACUGUUUCUUACCUUCUUAUUCCUCAAACCUCCAAAUGCCUCCUCUGCCAUCUUCACCCUCACCUGAUGACUUUGUUUCCUAUCGAUUUUAUUUUAUUUUAUUUUAUUUUUUGAGAUGGAGUCUCACUCUGUUGCCCAGGCUGGACUGCAGUAGUGCGACCUUGGUUCACUGCAACCUCUGCCUCCCAGGUUCAAGCGAUUCUCCUGUCUCAGCCUCCCAAGUAGCUGGGAUUACAGGCACGCACCACCAUGCCUGGCUAAUUUUUGUAUUUUUAGUAGAGAUGGGGUUUCACCAUGUUGGCCAGGCUGGUCACGAACUCCUGACCUCAGGUGAUCCACCUGCCUUGGCCUCUCAAGGUGCUGGGAUUACAAAUGUGAGCCACUGUGCCUGGGCUGUUUCUUAUCUGUAAUGAUUGCUUCUGUUUUCUCAGAAAAUGUCCACAUAUUCCUAUCACAACAUCUACUUAUGUAACUGCAUCUGCAUCUGUGUGCAGUGCCUUCUCUCCUGUUACCAUGGAUGAACACAUUGUGCUAGCUAAGGUCAAGCCCCUCACUUGUCACAAGACCCCAAAUCUUUCUGCCUACUCAAAGACAUUGUUCCAGCAACACCCACCCCCAUCUCUCCUGCAUUCUCAGUUUUUCCUUUUCUUUGGAUCAUUCCAUAUAUAGCAAUAUAUGGAAUAUAAAAUGCAUAUAAAUAUGCUAUGAUUUCUCCUAUUUCAGAAAAAAACUCUUGAUCCUACAUCUCCCUCCAGCUAUCACUCCAUUUCUGUGCUCCACUUUAAAAUAAAACUCCUCAAAAGAGUUAAUAUUCAGUGUCUAGUUCCUCUCCUUCUAUUCUUUCCUUCAAUCCAAUUGUUCUAGUUAAGGUUGUGAGCUUCAUUUCCAACUCCAGGUUGUUAAACGCAGGAGUCAGUUAUCAGCCUACCUUUGAUGACUUUGCAUUUGAUGCUGACACUCCCUCCUCCUUGGAACAAUUCCUGUGGUUUCCAGGGGACCACACUUCUGGUUUCUGCUUACCUGGCAGGCACUCCCUUUCCAUACUCUCUUAUUGGUUCUUUUUCAUCUUCACAACUGAAAAUGUGAGUGCUCCAGGGCUCAGGGGCAGUCCUUUGAUCCUCUCCUUUUCUUGUCUACCUCACUCCUGAGCAGCCCAUCACCUCAUGCCUUUAAAUGCCCUGUUGAAGCCGGGCGUGGUGGCUCACGCCUGUAAUGCCAGCACUUUGGGAGGCUAAGGUGGGUGGAUCACCUGAGGUCAGGAGUUUGAGACUAGCCUGACCAACAUGGUGAAACCCGAUCUCUACUAAAAAUACAAAAUUAGCCGGGCAUGGUGGCAGGCACCUGUAAUCCCAGCUACUUUCGAGGCUGAGGCAGGAGAAUCGCUUAAACCCAGGAGGUGGAGGUUGCAAUGAGCUGAGAUCGUGCCAUUGUACUCCAGCCUAGGCAACAAGUGCGAGACUCUGUCUCAAAAAAAAAAAAAAAAAAAGGCCGGGCGCGGUGGCUCACGCUUGUAAUCCCAGCACUUUGGGAGGCCAAGGCGGGCGGAUCACGAGGUCAGGAGAUCGAGACCACGGUGAAACCCCGUCUCUACUAAAAAUACAAAAAAUUAGCCGGGCGUGGUGGCGGGCGCCUGCCUGUAGUCCCAGCUACUCGGAGAGGCUGAGGCAGGAGAAUGGCGUGAACCCGGGAGGCGGAGGUUGCAGUGAGCCGAGAUCGCGCCACUGCACUCCAGCCUGGGUGACAGAGCGAGACUCCGUCUCAAAAAAAAAAAAAAAAAAAAAAAAAAAAAUGCCCUGUUGGUGAUCAUGACUCUAAGACUAUCCCAUUUCUAUCUCCAGACUUGCUUGCAUAACCUAGUGCCUACUCAGUAUCUUCAUGUGGUUGUCUGAUGUGAUAUAGAUGUCCAUGUCAAACUUAAUGUGCUCAGAAAAUGAACUCAUGAUCUCCUGUCCAAAUUGCGCCUCCUGCAACCUUUCUCAUCUAAAUGAGUGGCAAUUUGGUCUUCUAGUUGGUCAGGCCAAAUACCCAGAAACCAUCCUGAGCUUUUUUUUUUUUUUGAGACAGGUUCUCGCUCUGUUGCCUAGGCUGGAGUGAAAGUAGCACAAUCAUGCUCACUAAAUCCCUGAACUUUCAACCUUCCAAGGCUCAAGCGAUCCUCCCACCUCAGCCUCCCGAGUAGCUGGGACUACAGGAAGUGCCACCACACCCAGCUAAUUUUUGUAUUUUUUGUAGAGACGAGGUUUUGCUAUGUUGCCCGGACUGGUCUCAAACUCCUGGACCCCAGCGAUCAUCCCGCAUUGGCCUCCCAAAGUGUAAUCCAAAGGGAUUACAGUCGUGAGCCACUGUGCCUGGCCCAUCCCAAGCUUUUCUCUCUCUCUCAUAUUUUAUAUCCAAUCUAUUGGCAAAUCCUGUUGACUCUACCUUCAAAAUAUAUCAGGAUCUGACCAUUUCUUAGCCAUUGCUACUGCCCUGGUUUAAACCAUCAUCAUCUCUCACCUGAGUCAUUGCCAUCACCUCCUAACUGGUCUCCUAGCUUCUGACCUUGCCCUCCUAUACUCUUCUCAUCAUAGCAGCCAGCAUGCUUCUCCUAAAGCGUGCCAGCAUGUGCCAUUCUUUUUUUUUUGAGACGAAGUCUCGCACUUGUUGCCCAGGCUGGAGUGCAAUGGCACGAUCUCGCCUCAUUGCAACCUCCGCCUCCUGGGUUCAAGCGAUUCUCCUGCCUCAGCCCCCCAAGUAGCUGGGAUUACAGGUGCCCGCCACCACACCCAGCUAAUUUUUGUAUUUUUAGUAGACACGAGGUUUCACCAUUUUGGUCAGGCUGGUCUGACCACUUAAUUUAAAAUUUCAUUCUCCAGCCACUCAAUUUAAAAUUACAUUCAGGCUGCCAAGACUUUGUCCUCUAUGCCUUGAGGUCUCUGGACCUUCCAGGUAGAAGCCGAAAACCGUUGGUCCCUCUAACUUGUAUUUCUCCCCAUCCCUCAAGCAAUUCUUAUCCCCCUUCCCUGCUUGGGGCUUCACCAUGGCAUAUAUUACCAUCUGGUGUACAGUGUAUUUUAUUUUAUUUAUUUUGUUUGUUGUUAUCAUCUGUUUCUUGCCACUGGACCAUGAGCUCAGUGAGUGGGGAUUCUUAUCUUCUUGGUUCAUCAUUAUGUUCUCAGCACGUGGCAUAUAGGCACAUAAUAAAUAUGAAUGAAUGAAUGGAUUCCUAGUACUUCUUGCUUCUCUUUCCAUCAUAGUCAUCAUGAUUAUGAUGCAGUACCUAGUGUGUCUCUACCUCUAGAAUGAAACAAAGAAAGCUGUGUUUUUGUCUUGCUCGCCUUAUAUACUCAGCACUUAGUAGGUGCUCCAAAUUAUAUGUACUGCAUGAAUGAAGGUUUCUGAGAUGCUAAUCUGACCAUCUUCACCCCUGUUUCUGCCCUUAAAGCAUACUGCCCUCAGUAUCAAACCUGAAUCUCCUUAGCAUGUCAUAAUCACUUUCCCUUUGUCUUAUGUCUUGACACUUUUCUCCCCCUUCCACAUCCUCUAAGAUCCAGCCUUUCUUGAAUAUGCCAUGCUCUCUCACUCCCAGGCCUUUGUGCUUACUGUUGUUUUCUUGGAAAGCUCCACCUGACUAACUCCUACUUGUCCUUUAGGGCUCAGCUGAAGUCACAUUUUCUGGGAAGCUUUCCAGACCCUUAAGGCGAGCUUGUGUCAGUGGGGGUGGGUACAGAACCCAUCUCCAGCUUAGUCCUGCCCAGGCUUCUGCUGACAUCUGAUUGUUGUGUGUUGGCCAGAGAGUUGAAGAUUAGCUCAGAGAGAAUGUUGAUGUUGUAGAAUGUAGAGUAAUGAGAAUAGCAGUGGGUGAAGUGGAGGUUGAGGCAAUUAAAAGCCAGUAUGGGCUCCAGGCUGUCAAGACAUUGUUCUCUAUGCUCUGAGGUCUCUGGACCUUCCAGGCAGGAGCCAAGAACGCCUGGUUGGUCCUUCUGACUUGCAUUUUUCCUCCUUCCUCUCUCUCAGGGGGGGAUGUUACCAUCACUGACCUGCCCCUGGCCCUAGAACAGAUCCAGGGCAACGUCCAGGCCAAUGUGCCAGCUGGAGGCCAGGCCCAGGUGCGUGCCUUGUCCUGGGGGAUUGACCAUCAU